UGCGUUUAGUCGAUAUCCGCCGUGAGUCUGGACUCUCACAUGUGUCUGAUACUACCAUUUGGAAGGCCUUAAGGGAGUGGGGUAUAAAAGCAUACAGAGAAGAGUUUAAAUUUAUUCUCAAGUCUGAAAACAAGCUUCAGAGGCUAACCUACUGUGAGGAAAGAAAAGACUGGACUCUGAAUGAGUGGAGAAACUACGGUUUUAUGGACGAAAUGUCUAUUGAGAUCGGUAGUCUGUUUGGCUUAAAUCUUAUAUGGUGAGAUAUUACAGAGCGCUGGCAUGAGGACUGUGUCGGCGCAAUGAAGAAGCAAGGUAUAUCUGUCAUGUGUUGGGGGAUGAUAGGAUGGGGUUGGAAGGGGCCUUUUCAUGUUUGGGAGAUGGAGACUAAGCAAGAAAGAGAGGAGGCCGCUACUGCUAUCGCAAUUUUAGAAGCAAAAAGAGUGGCCGAGGAAAAUGAGCUUAAUACUCUGUGGAAGGCUUCUGAUGAAUGGAAAGAGCUGAAGCUCACAGAG
Choiromyces venosus 120613-1 is the source of this 512-nucleotide messenger RNA. NCBI's taxonomy places the organism in Eukaryota, Fungi, Ascomycota, Pezizomycetes, Pezizales, Tuberaceae. The record is from the annotation of a GenBank genome assembly.